Hipposideros armiger (great roundleaf bat) is the source of this 948-nucleotide messenger RNA. RefSeq names its product olfactory receptor 52B4-like. Gene Ontology annotation, biological process: G protein-coupled receptor signaling pathway. Gene Ontology annotation, molecular function: G protein-coupled receptor activity; olfactory receptor activity. The record is from RefSeq and is a predicted model, not a curated record. NCBI's taxonomy places the organism in Eukaryota, Metazoa, Chordata, Mammalia, Chiroptera, Hipposideridae. Bases 4 to 948 code for a protein of 314 amino acids. The transcript has a single exon. Gene Ontology annotation, cellular component: plasma membrane.
GGUAUGACUACCCUAAACCACACUGGUGUUAGCCACACAGUCUUCCACUUGCUGGGCAUUCCUGGCCUGGAGAACCAGCACGUGUGGAUUUCCAUCCCCUUCUACAUUUCCUAUGUCAUUGCCCUGCUUGGGAACAGCCUGCUCAUCAUAAUUAUCAUCACAAAGAGCAGCCUCCCUGAACCCAUGUAUCUCUUCCUCUGUAUGCUGGCCGGAGCAGACAUUGUCCUCUCCACAUGCAUAGUACCUCAGGCCUUGGCCAUCUUCUGGUUUCGUGCUGGGGAGAUCUCCCUGAAUCGCUGCAUUACUCAGGUCUUUGUUAUCCACAGCACUUUCAUCUCUGAGUCCGGGAUCUUGCUGGCGAUGGCAUUUGACCGCUACAUUGCCAUAUGCUACCCACUGAGAUACACCACUAUUGUUAGAGAUGCGUUGAUUGGGAAAAUUGGUGUGACUGUCAUUCUGAGAAGUUUUGGUUUAAUAGUCCCCAUAAUAUUUCUCUUGAAAAGACUGACUUUCUGCAAAAGUAACAUUCUUCCACACACUUCUUGUAAUCACAUUGUCUUGGCCCAUGCUUCCUGUGAUGACAUACGAGUAAACAUCUGGUAUGGGUUUUUUAUCCUAAUGUCGACAGUGGUCUUAGAUAUUGUGCUAAUUUCUUUCUCAUGUAUGUUGAUUCUCUAUGCUGUCUUCCACAUCCCAUCCCAAGAUGCUCGCCAAAAAGCUCUCAACACAUGUGGCUCCCAUGUCUGUGUCAUCAUCCUCUUUUAUGGGCCUGGGAUCUUUACAACCCUUGUUCAUAGGUUUGGACGCCACAUCUCACCCCAUAUCCACAUCCUGCUGGUCAAUGUCUGCAUUCUGGUUCCUCCUAUGCUGAAUCCCAUCAUUUAUGGGAUCAAGACCAAACAGAUCCGGGACCAGGUAUUUCAUGUAUUGCUCACAAAGCAGAAAUAA